Messenger RNA from Vigna radiata var. radiata (mung bean), 817 nucleotides. Its product is annotated as thylakoid lumenal protein TL20.3, chloroplastic. The record is from RefSeq and is a predicted model, not a curated record. NCBI's taxonomy places the organism in Eukaryota, Viridiplantae, Streptophyta, Magnoliopsida, Fabales, Fabaceae.
AAGAGCCAAUUUCACAGCUGCUGAUAUGAGAGAAUCUGAUUUUAGCGGUUCAACUUUCAAUGGUGCAUACCUUGAGAAAGCUGUUGCAUACAAGGCAAAUUUUUCAGGGGCUGAUUUAAGUGAUACAUUGAUGGAUCGCAUGGUUUUAAACGAAGCCAAUCUCACUAAUGCCAUUCUCCUUAGAACAGUCCUCACACGGAGUGACCUUGGGGGUGCCAUCAUCGAAGGUGCUGACUUUAGUGAUGCUGUGUUGGACCUUACCCAAAAGCAGGCUUUAUGCAAGUAUGCCAGUGGCACAAAUCCUGUUACAGGAGUGAGCACAAGAGUAAGCUUAGGUUGUGGAAACAAACGAAGAAAUGCUUAUGGCUCCCCAUCAUCUCCCCUUUUAAGUGCUCCACCACAGAAACUGCUUGACCGAGAUGGUUUCUGUGAUGAAGCAACAGGACUAUGCGAUGCAAAGUAGUUACUCGGAGUAAUCUUUGCUACAAGGCCAUAGUCGUGUAAAUAUAUGAGAGACUCUAAUUGAGGUCUGUUUGCCUUUUGGACUUCUGAGAGCAUACCCGCAUUCAUGAAAUGAUUGAAUCUAUGUUGGGUAUUGUUGGCCUCUGUUUAACAAGCCAGAUCCUAUUUUGGCAGUCAUCUUUCUCCUAUGUAAGAUCUACUGGAUAUAAGAUUAUGUUUCGUCCUUUGCACACAAUGAACCUUGUAAGUCCCAUUUCUUUUUAAGUUCAUCUUGCACAUGCACUCACAUUUCUUUAGAUGCUUAGAUACCCUGGAGAUUUAAUUCCACAAUUGGAAUAUUAGCAUGAAUUAGGCA